This is a messenger RNA of Pelobates fuscus (common spadefoot toad), 327 nucleotides long. RefSeq names its product guanylin-like. NCBI's taxonomy places the organism in Eukaryota, Metazoa, Chordata, Amphibia, Anura, Pelobatidae. Gene Ontology annotation, cellular component: extracellular region. Gene Ontology annotation, molecular function: guanylate cyclase activator activity. The coding region runs from base 1 to 327 and encodes 108 amino acids. The record is from RefSeq and is a predicted model, not a curated record. The transcript is spliced from 3 exons.
AUGUGGCCCAAAGCGCUCUGCGUUUUGCUCCUGAUUCACUGCUGUACAUGCGUCAUUGUUAAGGAUGGAGAGCUGGCAUUCUCACUGGCAGAUGUUAAGAAGUUAAAAGACAUUUUUGAUAAAUUUAAGGAAACCCAUCCCAGAGUCCAGAGAGAUAUUUCAGAAAUGGAUGCUCACGGAAUAUGUGGCAGUCUCAAACUGCCGGCAGCGUUCUUACCAGUGUGCGCCAAACCCAACGCUGCGCAGGUGUUCACCAGGCUAGGUCGAAUUGCGCAGAACCCGGAUAUUUGUGAUGUUUGUGCGCUCGCGGCGUGCAGCGGAUGCUGA